GCGUGAGGAUAAACUGUUAUUCGGGCAUCUGCAGAGCAAGGUUCGUCUGGCUGUUUCUCCCUGGAGAUCGAGAGUGUGAGCCGUCCGCUCAGGAGUCUGGAAGUGAACGCUGUGGAAGUUGUUGCAGUCUUUCAAGUCCUUUAAAUCCUUAUUGGUCCGGCAGCCACGGAACUUUGAAGGAGGGGGUGGGGUGGGAAAGGAAGCCGAGAAAAGGCAAGCGAGCGAUAAAAAGGAGGUGCAGUUUCUAAACAGGGCUCGCGUUCUCUCCUCCUUUCCUGCCCAGCCUCUCCUCCAACUUCGCCUGGCCAACCCGGCUUUAGACCCUAUGGCCGACCACCGAUUCAGCCCCGUGUCGGAGGAGAAACCCUGCUGCGACAUCUCCAGGAAGGCCUGGAUCUGGCUCUGCUUGUUUCUCUGUCUCGUGGUCUUGGGGGUCAUCGCAGUGGUGAUCGGAGUCCUGAUGUGGCCCCGGCCGCUCAAGGAGUGGAAGGGGUCGGGCACCACUGCCCAUUUGCGCGAGAUCGUGCUGGGGAGAUGCUACAUCUACACUCAAAUCAUGCGGCCUGAGUUGAGAGAUAAAGACUGCCAAAAGAUACAGGAGGCGUUCAUAAAGUCAUUUACUUCUAAGGACCCUUGCAACGUUACAGAACAAGACUAUCAACUGUUCAUAGAGCUGACGAAUGAAAUUGUACCCUGCGACAAGACUGUCUUUUGGAGCAAAACAAAGGAGCUGGCGCAUCAGUACACGGAGAUCCAGCAGGAGAUGUUCACCCUGGAAAACACGCUGCUGGGUUACAUUGUCGACGGUCUCCGGUGGUGUGGAGACGCGGGCUCUUCUGAAAUAAACUAUAAAUCUUGUCCAGACUGGAGGGAAGAAUGCUUCAACAACUCUGUUUCUGUAUUCUGGAACGCGGUUUCCAAAAGGUUUGCAGAAGAUGCCUGUGGUGUGGUCCAUGUGGUGCUCAAUGGUUCCCUCAUUAAAGCCUUUGAUGAAAAAAGCACUUUUGGACGUGUGGAAAUCCGUAAUUUGCAUCCACAGAAGGUUCAUACACUGCAGGCUUGGGUGAUGCAUAGCAUUGGAGGAAUUGCCAGCAUCUCAUGUUCGAGUUCCUCCAUAUUUAAUCUGAAAACGAUUAUAAAUGAAAGGAAUAUUACAUUUACCUGCCAGGAUAACUACAGGCCUCUCAAGUUUAUUCAGUGUGUGAAAAAUCCUGAGCAUUCAUCUUGUACAUCCGAGAUAUGAGCCAAUCUCACGGUUGUUUCAGAUCUUUGAGCGCUUGCAGUCUACAUCAACAUGUAUGACUCAGCAGACACUCUGGUGGAUAGCAGAGGACUUGAAGGGAUCGUCUGUCAUCAUGUGAACACUAGAGAUGGAAACCUUUUCCUCCAAAGUCUUAAAAUAGCAUGUUAUCGGCCUAGUUUUUAUUUUGAUCUCCUAAUAAUCAAGAAAAAAAUUAAUGUAUAAAAUUAGAAUGAAAUUUUUAUAUUAAUUUAUUUCAUUUUAACUUUUAUAUGAUGCUUUUAUGUUGUUUACAUGUUGGUAACAUUCUUUCUGUUGAAAAACGACUACGCCAAACCUCUCUUAUUGGCAGAGGCAAGGAAAGAAAGGUAAAUGCUCAAGCUGUUCAGAAAAUGUUACAUUUCCAAUUGAAUGACCUUGUCUCAGGAUAUAUUUUUGUACCCUUCAUACAGAGAGUUAAACUAUAAAUUCCAUGGUAAUGGGUCAUUGGAAAAAGUAUUCUGUAGAAUAUAUGCUACCUAUGUACUUGAUGCUUUAUCUCUAACCAUUCCAACACCCCUAUAAAGUUGACAUUAUUAUGUCCCAUUUGUUAGAUGAGAAAAUGGAAGCUCAGAGAGGUUAUAUAAUUUGCCUAAAGUCAUGCAUUUAGUUCAAGGUAGAGGCUGAAUUUGAACUCAGCUCUGUCUGACUCCAAAGUACGUGUGCUCUCUCUUUCAAGAUAUUUUUGAUAUUUCUCAAUACCAAACCUACAGCACCUUAUGUUCUCUUCUAAUAAAUGCACAUUGGAUUAAAUUGAAUACUAUAGAAUCUGGAAUGUGAUUUUUCUGCAUGACUUCAAACAGAUACAUUUUUUUUCCUCCUCUCCCUCCUCCUUGUGCUCAGUGUCUUAUAUAUGUAGUAGGCAGUUAAAAUAUGUUCGUUCCUGAUACUGGCAAUUUAUGUUUCUCCCUUUUUUUCUCGAUUAGUCUUGCUUGGGGAUUAUCAAUUUUAUUACUCUUUCAAAGAACCAAUCUUUAGCUUUGUUGAUUUUUUCUUUCUAUUUAAUUUGAUUUUUGCUCUUCUCUUUAUUAUUAGAGAUGUAGAAAUUCCUUCUAAUUUCUUUGGGUUUCUUUAUUGAGCUUCUUGAGAUGGAAGCUUAGAGCAUUGAUUUUUCAGCCUGUUUUUUUUCUUAUACAUACAUUUAGUACUACAAAUUUUCCUCUGAGCACUGCUUUAGCUGCAGCUCUUAAGUUAUGAUACAUGUCUUUCAUUAUCAUUCAGUUAAAAAUAUUUUCUAAUUUCAUUGUGGUUUAGAAAGAUGUUGCUUAAUUUUCAAACAUCUGGAGAUUUUCUAGUUUUCUUUUUUUAAACAUAGAUGCGUUACAUGAAGAAUUGAUGAACUAAUUUGAGACUCCUUUGGGAAACCCACUUAGUUUGUUGAAAACAGCAUAAAUUUUGGAGUCAGGCAUUUCUAGGUUCAUAUUUUGGCAUCACUCUGUGAUCUUGAACAAAAUACCUAACCUCUCUGAGCUUCAGCUUCCUUGCCAUUCAAAUAAGGAUUAUAAAAUUACCCCCAUUAAAGUGUGGUGAGAAGUAAAUUGUGGUGAGAAAAAUUGACGCUCUGGUGCAGUGCAUUCUAUGGAAGCAAGCACUCGACCAAGGUUGGCUCCUUUCUGUCUGCCCCUGAUUGACAAUCCAGUUUUCUUCAGGAGACCUUGCAGCUACAGCCACUGUGAUCAGUCCAGAAGUUCUUCACUAGCCCCUUCUGCACUUAGGCAUGUCCUCAUGGGAAUUUAGUCUUGGCUGAACAGGAGGAUGGGUGCUUGGGACCGGUUCAGAUUUGCAACAAGUUUCAAUUAACUCUACUUGCAGAAUGUCUUCAGAAAUAGGGUCCUACUAAUCCACUGAGUGACCUGGCUAUUUUUCUCUCAAGACUCUGCCUUAUUGUCGGGCUCACUUGCUGAUUUCUCAACUCUCUAAUAUAUCUUCCUUGUUCACCAGGAUACCUCUUGGAGUGGCUGCCCGUGUCAGAAAAAUUUUGUUCUUUAUGUCCCCUUCCAAAGAUGAAACAGAGUAGAAAUUAAUUUGUAUGAGGCUUUCCCCAAGAAGACUCAUUUGAGUGUUCAAGUUCAAAGUUGGUGGAGACCUAAGAGGAGGCUGGUCCCAAGGUUUCACACUGUGCCACAGAGGGCCCUGGGGAGCCCUGGAGGAGGUGGCUACAGGCUGGGUGCUCUUUUCUCCUGUACCACCUCUGUAUCCUCAUUACCAUGAUGCCCCAAUCUCUCUCUAUAGUUCCAACUCUGUACCUUUGCCAUCUCUAGCCCUAAGGACUUUCUGGCCUCCUUAUAGGAAUAGAUCCUCCAUAUCCCUCUUCUUUUAAGUGAUGUCUCUACUGAAUUACUGAUUGCUUAUAAACUUCAUGCUUUACUUAUAACCUUGCUACUUCCUGUCUCCUACUCCAUUCUUGUUUGCUCUUGAAAAUCCUCUUACCAUCCCAACUUGCACCCACCAUCAUACUUACCCAAAGGCUGUGGGAACAGGCCUUAAUUUCCCUUUUCUAACUCCCUGAGGCUCACUAUUUUUUUUCCUGUAAUGGUUCUUGACCAUAUAAUGUUUGUGGUACACUUUCAGAUACAGUUCUGAAAUUUUAGACUGAAUACUUGAAAGGAUACACACACACACACGUGCACACAUAUGUAUAUGUGUGUAUACAAUAUAGACACAUCCUUUCAUGAUCCAAAAAUCACAUCUCUCAAUCCCCAGUAAUUCUACAUUCAAUGAGUCCUUCUUUAGCCCUGCAGCACUGUGUUGACGUGUUUAGUGUCUCCUACAUACCUGGCAGAAAGAGCCAGGUAUAUAUCAAAUAUUUCGGCAAAAUGCAUUCUUUCUUUGGCUUUGGCUUGACAGCUUUCUAGGCCUUUAGCUCUAGUUGGAUCAAGCUCAGCCCAGGUCUGCACACUCCCUGCUAGACGGACACAGCAGGAGCAGCAUCAGCUUGCUUCUCGGCAUCCCGCUCCUCCUUAAAACAGUUCCUGAGACUGUGACAUGAGGCUCUCAGGUAGGAUCCAUGCUACACAGGAGGACUCUGUUUUUGUGCAUUUUUAAAAGGCCACUAGUUAUAUUCAUUGGAUAAAUGUUUUGCACAGCAAAUUAAAAUUGUGUAAAGUAAAAUGUGAAAGUAAACCUAGAGGAUGAUAUAACUUUGAAAGGCGUUUUAUAAGUGCAGUGUUAACCCAGACAUUUUCCUGUUAACCCAGUCUUUUAAAAAUAGUGAAGGAACUAAUUUAUUUAUACUACUAAGAGUCAUCAUUUUAAUAUAUAUAUAACAAUCUCUCGGGGACUCAGUAGCUGGGUGCUGCCCGGGUGCCGCCCUGAGAGGCAGUGGUUGGCUGGCUCUCAGCUCACAGCAACAAAGCACAGACGGCUUUGAACUGGUCCCUCACAGAGCAUUUAUCCUUGAACUUGAUUCACAUAGGUGCACAUGACCAUUCUCAUCCUCUGAUCGAAGUGCAAGCAGCACAAGCUGUGAAAACUGUGGAAUUAAGAGACAGUUCAUUAACUGGGCAAGUUCAUUAAUAUCUGUGAAUCUCCAGUUUGGAAUGUAUUUAUAACAGACAUAAAUGUAUUAUACAACAAUAAAAGAAAAAUAAA
Diceros bicornis minor is the source of this 4870-nucleotide messenger RNA. RefSeq names its product CD38 molecule (gene CD38). Gene Ontology annotation, biological process: positive regulation of B cell proliferation. The transcript is spliced from 8 exons. Gene Ontology annotation, cellular component: plasma membrane. NCBI's taxonomy places the organism in Eukaryota, Metazoa, Chordata, Mammalia, Perissodactyla, Rhinocerotidae. Gene Ontology annotation, molecular function: phosphorus-oxygen lyase activity; NAD+ nucleosidase activity. The record is from RefSeq and is a predicted model, not a curated record. Bases 326 to 1243 code for a protein of 305 amino acids.